AGACCACUGCCUAGGGCUGACGUGUUCCAUGUUCCAUUAUUGAAUUUGAAAUUUCAAUUACGCGAUCGCGUGUGAAUUUUUUUUUUCCAGUUGAUUGUGUUUCCCAGGAGGAGAGAAUCCGCAAAUCCAGUAGUCAUCAAUAAAAUGCGGGAGAGUCUCUCAUGACAGUUGGAAGUGAACACGCGAGCGGAAGCAAGAUGGCGCUCUCGAACAGCUCCAUUGCGAAGACGUACAACCGUCUGUUUGUGGAGUUAGCUGAUCCCCGGACCAAUGAUUGGUUCCUCAUCAAAAGCCCCAUACCGGGGCUAACAAUAAUCGGCCUUUAUCUGUACUUCACAUUGAAAUGGGGUCCACGGUACAUGGCUGAUAAGAAGCCCUUCCAACUACAGAAGACGUUGGUGGUCUACAACUUUAUUCAAGUUUUCGCCAGUUGCUGGUUAUUUUACGAGGGCCUCGACGCCGGUUGGUUGAGGACUUACAGUUGGAAAUGUCAGCCAGUCGAUUCCUCCACGACGCCAGAAGCUAUGAGGAUAGCACGAGGUGUUUACAUAUACUUCUUGGCGAAAAUGUCCGAACUGCUGGACACAGUGUUCUUCGUGAUAAGAAAGAAGGAUCGCCAGAUCACCUUCCUGCAUCUGUACCACCACACCGUGAUGCCGAUGAUAUCCUGGGGUGCGACCAAGUACUACCCGGGAGGCCACGGGACUCUGAUAGGAGUGAUCAAUUCCUUUGUGCAUAUAAUAAUGUACACGUAUUACAUGUUGGCUGCCAUGGGGCCUCAGUAUCAAAGAUUUUUGUUCUGGAAACGUUAUAUCACUACAUUGCAAAUGCUCCAGUUCUGCAUCGCUUUCCUUCAUUCUUCUCAACUUCUCUUCUACGAGUGCGGCUACCCCCGCUGGUCCGUUGUAUUCACCCUCCCCAACUCUAUCUUCUUCUACUAUCUUUUCUACGAUUUCUACUAUAAGGCCUAUGGAAAACCUGAACACAGAAAAAAUAAGGACAAAAAAGAAAACGGAAGCAUACAAAACGGUAUAGCAAAUGGAUCAAUAAAAACUGAGAAGAAGGACGAAUAAAUUGUAUUGUUGUACAUAAUACUAUGUAAAUAUAGUGAUAUAGUCGUACCUACUAACAAUGAUAAUGUAUAUAAUAUCUUUGAAUUAUUUUAAUGUAAGUGCUAACGGUUUAAUGUAACUUACCAGUGGUUUUGUAUUAAAGAAGCUAGUAAAAGUAUUUACCAUGCCAAAAAGGACAUUUGUAAAAAAUCUACAUUAAAAGAAUUAGUUUUUCUCAUACCGGCACUCGUUACCUAAAUUGACAUGACUAAACAUAUCAAUGAUUCCGCCAACAUACAUAGAAACAUACAAAGUAAUAAUGUCUCAAACGCUAACCAAGGCUAGAUAUAUUAUAAAUCGUGUAUUUACUUUUUGUAUAUUCACAAAAUACAAAUAUAUGAUUUUAAAAUAUUUAAUUUUACAAUCAUUAAGUCCGUUGUGCAUAUUAUAACCGUAACAGAAAACACGCGGAGAGUAAACGCAAUUAUAUGUAUUACAUUAUUUUAAAUAAUAUUGUAUUAUGUUAAUGCAUUUGAAGAUAGAACAUAGGGAAUCUAUCAAAAAAACUAAUGCGUUCUUCAGGUUAGAACUAUUUGGUACCUAUCGAACAAAUAUUAAAAACAAAUCCACAUGUAAUAAAUUGCUAUAAUUUGAAAAGCUAGUGAUAAUGUAAAGUAAAAGAUAAUAUGUACAUAAAUAAUGUGUGGUAAAGUGUAACAAAUUUUCAUAUUCGGCUUCCCCAUUUUAGCAUUUCACCCACUGUAUUGUGUAAUUUUCUGAUAGUUGUAAUACAUGCGUCGCGCGUCGCGUCGAGUGUACAACCACCCCAGCCAAACCACGGAUUGUUCUUAUAUGAAGGCAACCAGUUGGGAACCUAUCAGAAAAUUUGCACUGUACGUUAAAAGGAGCGUAAACCUAUACUUAACGAACUUAGCUUAUAUAAUUUGAUAGUCAUACUUGGUUACCAUUAGACGAAAUAAUUUUAAACGAUUACAAAUUAUUAUUGGACAUAGUAAUUAACAAAAUACUAUACAGCUACUACAGUAGUGCUAUAUUAUUUUUGGUCAGAUUUACCAAUAAUAUUAAUAUAGCUCGGAAUCAUAAGAAUAAAGUUGACUAAGAAAACUGUUUAUCAAUAUUUUCGUGAUAAGUAAUUUUCUGUAGCUAUCUUUAUGAACUAACUUAGCGUUAAGGAAAUAGUUAUUUGGGUAGGCCAAAUAACUUUUGUAUAUACCUACGAUAGUUGUUACAGACCUAGUUAAAGGUAGAGCAUGACUUAUACUCAAUCAAUGGUAUUAACCUGUCGAUUUUUAAAGACUUUCAUCGAUGCACUUUAGGAAAAAGAGUUUUAAAUAUUUAGUUACCCAUAUUAUGUUAAGUUUCUCCAUUUUGUGUUCAUCUUGUCCAUUUAAUUAUUAUGCUAAAGUUUAUUACAACUUUUUAUAAAACUAUGGUACACCUGGAUUAUUAAUGUCGUGCUGAAAUGUGAUAGAUCAGAUGUGAAACAUAAUGGCGUAAUGCAAUGAUAUUGUAUAGUAUCUGCCUUCACAUAACACGUGGGCCGUGGGUUGCUUCUGAUGACUCACACUAAACACGAUACUCUAUUUCAUUUCAGUUUCGUAUUUCUUUAACUGUAAACUAAAACGGAUGUUUUUUUUUCAUAAUUAUUUUAAAUGCUCAUUUUUCAAUUAACUUGUCACUACUCAGAUCUGUCAAUUAUAAAGUAUUGUGUAUAUUUUGAAAUUAUAAAUAACGAAAAUUGUGUAUUUUAGAACUAAUUAGCGAAGGUAGUUCUGUUCUGUUUCGGUUUAUUUUCAUUUUGACGAAUGUGAAAAAUGCGUCAUUUUAUUAUGGAGCAUAGCGUAAGGGCAUGAGCCACAUAACUCGUAGGGCUGAUGGACGUUGAGUUACCAAGAUAGAUGGAAUAGCGGUCCUCAACAGGGGUACACAUACAACUCCUUUUAGGGACACAAUAAUUACAGUAGACGUCUAUCGUUUCGAAAGGCUGAAAAUUAAAACUGAAAAUUAAUCUUUAUAACAUGAACUAAAUUGGUGUAAGAUGAAUAUAUAAUAUUCAUAAUACAUAUUUAUAAUAUAUAAAAUUAUUGUUAUUGGAGAUGUACAAGGAAAAUUAUGGUCAAUCAAAAAUCGUUCAGAUUGAAUUGUUAAGAGUAAUGUCUUCCAUGAAUUAAUAUGGAAGCAAUAAUGUUGAUGCGAUAUGAAAUGUAAAUAAAUAAAUUAUCUUUAAUAUUGUAAACAGUUUAUUCUGUUCAUAACAGAGUUUCAGUUUAUAACAGAGUUAUUCUGUUUGUCUCGUGCUUACCAUUCUAUAAUGUAACCUAUUAUUUCUCAAUAACUAUUCCCAGUGUUAUUUAGGUAUAAUCUAUUUUGUAUUAUAUUGAGUUUUAUAUUAUCUAUGCACGUGAAUUAAAUUGUUCUAAUACAUAUUUUCUAAAGGUGACGAGAAUAAUUGACAUUUCUCAGGGGAGCUCCAAUAGGUAGGUUUAUAAGAAACGCGUGCGCGCGUUUUUGAUAAAAAUAAAUUUGUAGGAGUCGACCGCUGGCUGAUACGGCCCACAUUAAAGCCUGUUUGACAGAUUAGAGGUUACUCUGCGGGUUUAGUGUUGUUUUCUGUAUCGUUUUAAAAAUAAAUCAACAAUCGGUAGAAUUGUACCUCCUGGGUGCUAGGCAUUAAGCCCGCAACAUUUUUGCAAAACCUCGUACUGUUUAUUUUUAUAUUCAUGAGUGGGGCUGAUCAGUAAAUAUUAGAAAGCCUGGCUUUUCGGUUACUAGCUGUGAUCUGUAAAAAAGAGUUUACACAUGUUUUAACAUGAAUUAUGUGCCUCACAUUUUAGGUGACAAUUGUAAGAGUCACAGCUAGCCCACUAAGCGCGUGCACACAAAAUCUGUUUUUAACUUUACUAUUCAGAGCAUUAAGGUUGCUUUGCCAUUUAGAGCAAAGUCAGUGAUUUAUCUUGACUUUGCCAACCCGUAUUGAAAUAGCAUAGUGGGUUUACAGUCUAUAUCCGUGUUUUCUAUGAGCAGAGACAUGUGACCCUCAGCUGAUGGUAGAAAAAAGGUAGGAUAAAACACGCCAAACGAAUUAAAAUAACGAAAUUCUCUUUCCAACUUACGUGAUGGCAACAUGCUAGAAAGUGUUCUUCUUAAAUUAGCUGUUAAUGAUUAAACUUUUGUAUUCCUAAAGAUAAUUUUACACUUGUUAUUGUAAUGAUAUCUUAAUGCAUACCGAAACUGGGUUUGUAUCAUAUUAAAAAGUGUUAUACUACU
Pararge aegeria (speckled wood butterfly) is the source of this 4340-nucleotide messenger RNA. Its product is annotated as elongation of very long chain fatty acids protein 7-like. The coding region runs from base 162 to 1073 and encodes 303 amino acids. Gene Ontology annotation, molecular function: fatty acid elongase activity. Gene Ontology annotation, biological process: sphingolipid biosynthetic process; fatty acid elongation, saturated fatty acid; fatty acid elongation, monounsaturated fatty acid. Lineage: Eukaryota; Metazoa; Arthropoda; Insecta; Lepidoptera; Nymphalidae. The transcript has 6 exons. Gene Ontology annotation, cellular component: endoplasmic reticulum membrane. The record is from RefSeq and is a predicted model, not a curated record.